Coffea eugenioides is the source of this 782-nucleotide messenger RNA. RefSeq lists its product as uncharacterized. NCBI's taxonomy places the organism in Eukaryota, Viridiplantae, Streptophyta, Magnoliopsida, Gentianales, Rubiaceae. The record is from RefSeq and is a predicted model, not a curated record. Bases 38 to 562 code for a protein of 174 amino acids. The transcript has 7 exons.
AAACUGCAAAGAGAAAUUGAAGGACCUGCGGCAAUUCAUGGAAGCAGAAAUGGAAGGAGAAGAAAGUGAAGGAAGUAGGGGAGGGAAGGUUAUGGAAGGAGUGGCGUCAAUAGCGCUGUUGCCAAGUGGGUCCAUCUCAGGCCACUUCAUUCAGCUUCCCAACUCUCUCUGCCUUGGCCUCCGUGGCACUGAGUUAGCCUGUGAAAGAGAAUGCAGCAGGGGAGAGGACUACCGCUUGAUCAGGCUCACCGUUACAGACUUCAAUAGUGGAAGGGAGAAGGACGUGGUGGUGGAAUGCAGAGGGCAUGAUGCUGCCAGAAUGUGUAAUGUUGAUCAUGCUCAUGGGUGGGAAAAGGACGUUGUGGGUAUGCUUGAACCAAAGGAGGGGAAGCACAAGAUUAUUAUUUCUUUCGAGUGUGAGACUUUGAAAGCUGAUGAAGCAGCAGAGGACCACAUCAAGAAGUUCAUGCCGAAAUUAGCUGGGAUGGAUGCCGUUGCUAUCGGGCACCCGUCUACGACCCCCAAAGCAUUGGAAAUGAUUCUCUUAACAUCGGCCGGAUGAAAAUCGUUGGUUUGGACUUUGAUGCGGAAGCUAAGGAGCAGCAGGUUCUUUAAGAGAUGAAAGUGACCACUGCCAAUUGCCUCAAAUUCCAUUUUGUACUUCGUUUACUCGUGAUUGUUGCCCUGUUUGGUUGCAUACUCUCUUUUGGGAAUCUUGAAAUCAGUUUAACUGUAUAGUUCAGACGAUAGCUUGAAUGCGAAUGUUUGUUUAACCUUUUUCA